CUUAAAGUUAAAUUUAAGAAAGUAAAGAACGAUGGUAACACCUGUGAGCACAUUUAAACACGAGCCACCCUGUGCUGCAAAUUGUUUUCCUUUUCGUGCAUUUUUUUUAUUUAUAAACUUAAGAAUGGAUGCGUUGGUACGUGGCGAAGCUUCCGAGUCGGAUGAGGAUACGUCGGCUUACAAUACUCAUAAGAUUAUCGCCCCGGAGGUGUCCAGUGAGGCUACAGAGUCUGAUGAAGAUGUCUAUGAACAACAUAAAAGUCUGAGCACUGGUUCGAUAUAUCGGAACAACCUGUUACAACGCAAGCUGAUUGAGAACAACAUUGACAUUUGGAAGGCUUUAGGCGGAUUUACAAGAAAUUUUGUGGUUACUGCUUCAAAACAGCUUCUUACAACCGAUCAAAUGCUAAUCAAGUCGCAGGUUUAUAUGCAAGCGGCACACACGGCACUACAGCAGGCGCAAGGGAAUUCUGCGCAGCUUCAAAUAAAGCUGAGGGAUGCAUUCAGCGGUAGCUUUAUUCCCAUUAUAAACACCAAUAGGGCUUUAAACUAAAGGGCGGGUGUUUAUUAAUAAACGAACAAACUAAGCUAA
This is a messenger RNA of Scaptodrosophila lebanonensis, 592 nucleotides long. It is a transcript of the gene Blos3, whose product is annotated as biogenesis of lysosome-related organelles complex 1 subunit 3. The record is from RefSeq and is a predicted model, not a curated record. The transcript is spliced from 3 exons. Gene Ontology annotation, cellular component: BLOC-1 complex. Lineage: Eukaryota; Metazoa; Arthropoda; Insecta; Diptera; Drosophilidae. Bases 32 to 553 code for a protein of 173 amino acids.